Messenger RNA from Coniosporium apollinis CBS 100218, 2046 nucleotides. RefSeq lists its product as uncharacterized. The record is from RefSeq and is a predicted model, not a curated record. The coding region runs from base 1 to 2046 and encodes 681 amino acids. Gene Ontology annotation, molecular function: protein binding. The transcript has a single exon. NCBI's taxonomy places the organism in Eukaryota, Fungi, Ascomycota, Dothideomycetes.
AUGGCCAAAGACAAAAAGGGCAAAGCCGCGGAGAAGAAGGCUAGAGUAGCCCAGAAAGCCGAAAAGAAGGCUACCCAGAAAGAGAAGAAGUCCAAAAACAAGCCGAAGAAGGACGACGACAGCGAUGCCGAAGACGUUGAUCUUGAUGCCGUGCUAAAGGAGUACGCCCAGCAGCAGGAGCGUUUCCUCAAAGUCACAGAGGCGCCUAGCGAGCCUCCUUCUCCGAGGGGAAGCGCUACUUUCCUGGCAUCACCCGCAAAUGAUAAUGAGCUGUUCUUGUUCGGUGGCGAGCAUUACAAUGGCGCAAUAGCUUCAUUCUAUAACCAUCUGUUCGUCUACAACAUUAAUCGCGACGAAUGGCGUCUUGUCACUUCUCCCAACAGCCCUCUCCCGCGGAGCGGUCACGCAUGGUGCCGUGGCGGAAAUACCAAGGACAUAUAUCUUUUUGGCGGAGAGUUCUCGUCACCAAAGCAAGGCACGUUCUACCAUUACAACGACUUUUGGCGCCUCGAUCCCGGCUCGCGGGAAUGGACGCGCGUAGAAAGCAAAGGCAAAGACAAGAGCCCGCCUGCGAGGAGCGGGCACCGCAUGACAUAUUUCAAAAACUACAUUGUCCUCUUCGGCGGGUUCCAAGACACUUCCCAGACCACAAAAUAUCUUCAGGAUCUAUGGAUAUAUGACUGUCAGACCUACGCUUGGCACCAGCCCGCACUACCGCCCGCAUCGCAAAAGCCAGACGCGCGCUCAAGCUUUUCCUUGCUGCCUCACGAGAACGGUGCCGUGCUGUAUGGCGGCUACUCCCGCGUCAAGGCCUCCGUUGCAGCGGGGAAGCAGACGAAAGGCGGCUCUGGCGGGUCUCGCAUGGUGCUGAAGCCAGUCGUGUAUCAAGACACGUGGUUUCUGCGCAUCACUCCGCCAGCAGCUGAUGCUCCACCGAACACGUUGCCGAAGGUGCACUGGGAGCGGCGCAAGCGGCCAGUUAAUCCACCAAAUCCACCUCGUGCGGGUGCUACUAUGGCAUAUCACAAGGGCCGAGGCAUCAUGUUCGGUGGAGUGCAUGACGUGGAGGAGAGUGAGGAGGGCAUUGACAGCGAGUUCUUCAAUCAGCUGUUAGCUUGGAAUAUUGAGCGAAAUCGAUACUUCCCGCUGGCGCUGCGAAGGCCGCGGACCCAGGGCAAGAAGCAAGUGGCAGCGGCUGAGAGAGGCCGCAGAGGGCGAGGUAGAGCGGAUGAGGAGGAGCUGCUAAGAAACCUCGCGGCUCUAGAAGCGAAGGCCCCGCUCGAUGCUGCUGACGCGCCUGAAGUUCCAGAGGCGACCAAGCCCGCAGAGGACGAGGAAGAUCAGGUUGAGAAGAUUGAGAAACCAAGGAUAUUUGAGUUCCCCCAUCCGCGGUUCAAUGCGCAGCUAGCUGUCCAAGAUGACGUCCUCUACAUCUUUGGAGGGACGUUCGAGAAGGGCGACCGGGAGUUCACCUUUGAUGAGAUGUUCGCACUGGACCUUGGCAAGCUUGACGGAGUCAAGGAGAUCUUCAGACGAGAGCCCGAAGACUGGCAGGGCAGUGAGGAUGAGGAGAGUGAAGAUGAAGACGAGGAUGACGAAGACGGAUCUGACGAUGAGGAAGCGUCCGAUAUUGCAAGCACGGCAGCGACUUCGGUGUCCCAGCUCUCAACAGUCACAGCAGAAGCGCAACCAGAGAAGGAGGAGGAAAAUACGGGUACGGAAGAAACGGCAUCAUCACCACUAAAAGACAACCUGCCGCAUCCACGCCCUUUCGAAUCAUUGAGGGAUUUUUAUGCUCGUACCUCUGUGCAAUGGCAAGAGAUCGUCAUAGAUAAGCUUAGUCGGACCUACGGAGGGGAUGGAAAAAGCGUCAAAGAGGUGAAGAAGAUUGCCUUUGACCGUGCCGAGGAGAAAUGGUGGGACUGCAGAGAGGAGAUCAUGGCUCUUGAGGAUGAGCAGACGGAGGCAGGCAUCGGCGAGGUGGUCAGUUUGGGUGACAAAGCUGCAGGCGAUGGUGGUGGAAGCGGAGUCGGAAGGCGGAGAUAG